AACAUGAGGAUUAGUAAGUGGGUUUUUUUUGUUUGCUUGUUUUUUUUAUACAGUUCAUUUGUGACGGGGACAGCCUGCUGUGGACACACCUCACCUCUGAGAAUCUGGGACCUUGAGAGUGGUCAGCUGUUGACCUGUUUAGGGACUGACUUCCACCGUGGAGCUGGAGUCCUUGAUGUCUUCUACGAAACGCCCUCUCUUCUGCUUUCUUGUGGGUACGACACCUACAUCCGCUACUGGGACAUACGGACCAGCACCAGGAAGUGCGUCCAGGAGUGGGAAGAGCCCCAUGACAGUGCCCUGUACUGCAUACGGAGUGAUAAGAACCAUAUGAUUGCAAGCGGCUCUUCUUACUACGGCGUGGUGCGCCUCUGGGAUAAGCGGCAGACUCGGUGCCUGCAGAGCUUUCACCUGUCUUCACCCACCAGCAGCCCAGUGUACUGCCUUCGUUUCAGUACCACCCAUCUGUACGCUGCCCUGGCAUCAGCCCUGCACGUCCUAGACUUCACGACUCCUUGAAGGGCACCACAGCUGCUUCUGGUCACCCCAACUCAGCAGAGUUGACACUUGGCUCAGGGAAUUGCAGGGCAGGAGAGGUGAGAAUGGCCCUCGAGGCUUCUGAAGGAGAUUUUUUGCCUGCCAGAAAGCUACAUUGAAGAGUGCACAAAGGGCCAGACUUUCUCAACCUCACCUGCCUGUUAGUGGAAAUAAAGGCCAAUUGUCCUUUACCCUUUUUAUUUUGUGCAAGUCAGGGUUUGUUUUAACUGCGUUCUUUUUUCUUUUUUUUUUUCUUCUUUUUUUCUGAUUUUCUGUGGAUCCAGCAUUUGAGGGGCAAGUUGAGCCGGGAUGCCCUGUCAGCUGUGUGUGCUGGUCAG
Messenger RNA from Tauraco erythrolophus (red-crested turaco), 875 nucleotides. NCBI's taxonomy places the organism in Eukaryota, Metazoa, Chordata, Aves, Musophagiformes, Musophagidae. The record is from RefSeq and is a predicted model, not a curated record.